UUGGUCCAGUGCGGCGGCGGCGGCUGCGGCGGCGGCUGUGGUGAAGGAGGUGGAGGAGGAGCCGGAGCUGGCGCUGGCAUCGAGGACUGAACCAUGGACGAGGAAUAUGAUGUGAUCGUGCUGGGGACCGGCCUCACCGAAUGUAUUUUGUCUGGCAUCAUGUCUGUGAAUGGGAAGAAGGUGCUGCACAUGGACCGGAACCCAUACUAUGGCGGGGAGAGCUCCUCCAUCACGCCCCUGGAGGAGUUGUAUAAGCGUUUCCAGCUCCUGGAGGGGCCUCCUGAGUCGAUGGGCCGGGGCCGAGACUGGAAUGUUGACCUGAUCCCCAAAUUCCUGAUGGCCAAUGGACAGUUGGUAAAGAUGCUGCUGUACACAGAGGUGACUCGUUACCUGGAUUUUAAAGUGGUAGAGGGCAGCUUCGUCUAUAAGGGGGGCAAGAUUUACAAAGUGCCAUCCACUGAGACCGAAGCCUUGGCUUCUAAUUUGAUGGGCAUGUUUGAGAAACGGCGCUUCCGCAAGUUCCUGGUUUUUGUGGCAAACUUUGAUGAGAAUGACCCCAAGACCUUUGAAGGGGUUGACCCCCAGACUACCAGCAUGCGCGAUGUCUACCGGAAGUUUGACUUGGGCCAGGACGUCAUUGACUUCACUGGCCACGCCCUGGCGCUCUAUCGCACUGAUGACUACCUGGACCAGCCCUGUCUUGAGACCAUCAACCGCAUCAAGCUGUACAGCGAGUCCCUGGCCCGGUAUGGGAAAAGCCCGUAUCUAUACCCUCUCUAUGGCCUUGGCGAGCUGCCCCAGGGAUUUGCAAGAUUGAGUGCCAUCUAUGGCGGGACAUAUAUGCUCAACAAACCUGUGGAUGACAUCAUCAUGGAGAAUGGCAAGGUGGUGGGUGUGAAGUCAGAGGGAGAGGUGGCCCGCUGCAAGCAGCUGAUCUGUGACCCCAGCUACAUCCCCGACCGAGUGCGGAAGGCAGGCCAGGUGAUCCGUAUCAUCUGUGUCCUGAGCCACCCCAUCAAGAACACCAACGAUGCCAACUCCUGCCAAAUUAUCAUCCCCCAGAACCAGGUCAACAGGAAGUCAGACAUCUACGUGUGCAUGAUCUCCUACGCGCACAACGUGGCUGCACAGGGCAAGUACAUUGCUAUCGCCAGCACCACAGUGGAGACCUCGGAGCCUGAGAAGGAGAUAGAGCCAGCCCUGGAGCUGCUGGAGCCCAUUGAUCAGAAGUUUGUGGCCAUCAGUGACUUGUACGAGCCCACUGAUGAUGGCUCCGAGAGCCAGGUGUUCUGUUCUUGCUCCUAUGAUGCCACCACCCACUUUGAGACAACGUGCAAUGACAUCAAAGACAUCUACAAACGCAUGGUUGGCUCGGCCUUUGACUUUGAGAAUAUGAAGCGCAAACAGAAUGACGUUUUUGGUGAAGCUGACCAGUGAUUGCUGACUGCCUGCCUGCCCGCCCCAGCCCACUCCUCAGUCCGGGACGACUGGACUGGGGCCGGGCCCUCCUGUUUCUGUUAUCCUCUGCUUCCUCCACCCUGAUCCCCAUCACCCACCUCAUUGAUUCACUGACCAAAUCCUUAACCUUAGCAGUGGUUUGGGAGAUGGGGGUUGGGUAGCAUUCUGUUUCUUGGCCAUUCCUUUAUCCUGGAAAAAGAGGGUUCCUUUCCUCGUGUGUCUCCGUCCCCCACUCCUAAUUCUUCUGCUCUGUUUGUGAAGAAUGUGGCGGAAAAACCGACUUCUAUCCCCGCUGCCCUUACUCUCCUCCGGUAGUGGCCUUUGGAGAUAUCCCCUGCCUCCCCCCACCAAGUCUUGCGUGUGUUGGAAGAGAAGGGGCCCUCCCAGCACAAAGUUGCAUUCCCCCUCUAACUUAUUCUAAUUUAUUAACCUCGGUCCCGCCUGAGCACAUGAGAAGGGAGUGCUGAGCCCUGUCUCACAGACUGCCUUUUGUGUGAUCUGAGUUGGACCCUUCCCAUCCCUGGCGCAGUCUGGGAAGAGGGAAAAGGCCUGGGCGUAGCAUGGUCGGAGGUUGAUCUUGCUGUUUUUGUUUUUGCCUUUGUGUUCGUGUCCUCUGGUUCUUGCUGAGAGAAAAAAGAAAUUUGAGCAAGGCAGGAGGUGGGAAAAUGGAUCCAAACCACAGUGUUCCCUGCUCCAGUCUACACCUUUCCUUUAGUGGUGGGAAACCCUAACCUUGCAAAGUGAAUGUGCCCCCUUCCCGACCUCUAGUGUAUUUCACAGAAAAACUCCCAAUAAACCUGUGUUGAAACCUGA
This is a messenger RNA of Loxodonta africana (African savanna elephant), 2271 nucleotides long. RefSeq names its product GDP dissociation inhibitor 1 (gene GDI1). Gene Ontology annotation, molecular function: Rab GDP-dissociation inhibitor activity. Gene Ontology annotation, cellular component: cytoplasm. The coding region runs from base 94 to 1437 and encodes 447 amino acids. NCBI's taxonomy places the organism in Eukaryota, Metazoa, Chordata, Mammalia, Proboscidea, Elephantidae. The record is from RefSeq and is a predicted model, not a curated record. The transcript has 11 exons. Gene Ontology annotation, biological process: small GTPase-mediated signal transduction; vesicle-mediated transport; protein transport.